This is a messenger RNA of Setaria italica (foxtail millet), 991 nucleotides long. Its product is annotated as purine permease 2-like. NCBI's taxonomy places the organism in Eukaryota, Viridiplantae, Streptophyta, Magnoliopsida, Poales, Poaceae. Gene Ontology annotation, cellular component: membrane. The transcript has a single exon. Bases 1 to 786 code for a protein of 261 amino acids. Gene Ontology annotation, molecular function: purine nucleoside transmembrane transporter activity. The record is from RefSeq and is a predicted model, not a curated record.
AUGGACGUGGAAGCGGGGAGUGACUCACCACCCGCGCGCGGGCGCAGCAAGGCGAUGCACCGCCUCCUGGUGGCGCUCAACUGCGUGAUGCUCGGGGUCGGCGUCACGGGCGGGCAGCUCCUCAGCCGCCUCUACUUCAACAAGGGCGGCCACCGGCAGUGGCUCGCCGCGUGGUUCCAGACCGCCGGCUGGCCGCCGUUGCUGAUCGCCGUGGCGGCCGCCUACGCCGGCCGCCGCGCGCGCGACCGGGGCGCCAGGUUCCUGCCCACCCCGCCGCGCAUACACCUGGCCGCCGCGGGGAUCGGCCUCAUCAUCGGCGCCGACAAUUUCCUCUACGCCUACGGGCUGGAGUUCCUGCCCGUCUCCACCUCCGCGAUCCUCAUCUCGACACAGCUCAUCUUCACGGUGCUCUUCGCGUUCCUCAUCGUGCGGCAACGGCUGACGGCGCCGACCGUGAACGCCGUGGCGCUCCUGACGGCGGGCGCCGUCGUGCUGGGCCUGCACGUGUCCUCCGACCGCAUCGCGGGCGUCAGCAGGGGCCAGUACUGGCUGGGAUUCGUGCUCACCCUCGGCGCCGCGGUGCUGUACGGGCUGAUCAUGCCGCUGGUCGAGCUCGCGUACAAGCACGCCGCGGACGGCGGGCGCGCCGUGACGUACGCGCUGGUGGUGGAGAUACAGCUGGUGAUGGGGUUCGUCGCCACCGCGUUCUGCACCGUCGGCAUGAUCGUCAACAAAGACUUCCAUGUGCGUGCCACGUGUCGACUACCCCUUUCACUUCUGCACUAGCCUGGCCAUGCACAUCGAGCAAUAUUACAGGAUCAAUCCGUCCAAUCGUUCGGUUUCUUUAUUUGUUGGAGGAUCCUUCAGGAAGCUUGCAGUUUGAUGCCCAGUGAAGUGGGUGCUCGGUGUCCGACGGUCACAACUCACACCUCACCUGAUUGGGACAUCUCCUUCUCCUGAGCCCUGCCCCUCCGACAGCGUGCUGCCUCCC